This is a messenger RNA of Linum tenue, 1714 nucleotides long. The record is from the annotation of a GenBank genome assembly. Lineage: Eukaryota; Viridiplantae; Streptophyta; Magnoliopsida; Malpighiales; Linaceae.
CCGAUGGACAUAAAUUGUCUGUCAGGUCAGAGAAGCUGCUUGCUGCGGACUGCGGUCGAUGUGCGACUGCUGCUUCCUUCUUGUCUCCGUUCCGUUCCCCUGCUUCCACCAGCACCAGCACCACCUCCAUUCCCCUUUCCCGUCCUCUCCGGCCGAUUCAAUGCCAUCUUCCCCUAUAUAGACAGCAAAACCAAACCUCUCCGUCUCCAUCUCCAUGGCCACUCGCUUCAGCAAGGCCGAGGAAGACGACGCAGCCUGUCUUUCCCUUCCAGAUAAUAUGCUCUCCCUCAUCCUCGCAAAACACCAGAAUGGUGGAGAAGCUUUUAAUCGCCCUACCCCUCCUUCCCCUUCUGAUUCGGGCUCGUAUCCCUUUGAGAAGAUUUUCCCUGUUUACGCGAGAGGCUUCUCCAGGCCCGACUCUGACUCGCUUGCCAACUCCCUUGACCACAUUUGGGAGGCCGUCAAGGACGAGGCCAAGCUGGAGGCAGAUAAGGAACCAAUUUUAAGUAGCUUUCUGUAUGCUAGUAUACUUUCACAUGAUUGCUUGGAGCAAGCACUUGCCUUUGUUCUUGCCAAUCGACUUCAGAAUCCUACCCUUUUAGCUACUCAGCUGUUGGAUACAUUUAUGGAUGUGAUAUUGCAUGAUAGAGGUAUUCAGCGUGCGAUUCGCCUAGAUGUUCAGGCGUUCAAAGACCGGGAUCCUGCUUGUCUCUCAUAUUGUACCGCUCUAUUGUAUCUAAAGGUGUUUGGAAUUGAGACACACAGUGACUAGUCACUUGAAUUGCUUUCCUCUUACAGGGUUACCAUUCCCUGCAAUCGUAUAGAGUUGCUCACGUGUUGUGGAACCAAGGACGAAAAGUGUUGGCUCUUGCAUUGCAGAGUCGAAUCAGUGAGGUGUUUGGAGUUGAUAUUCAUCCAGCUGCAAAGGUUGGAGACGGCAUUUUGUUGGAUCAUGGAACUGGCGUGGUUAUUGGAGAAACUGCAGUUAUUGGCAACAGAGUGUCAUUAAUGCAUGGGGUUACUCUUGGAGGCACUGGGAAAGAAGUUGGAGAUCGCCAUCCGAAAGUUGGUGAUGGUGCACUGAUUGGAGCAUGUGUGACAAUACUCGGUAAUGUAAAAAUUGGUGAAGGGGCUAUGAUAGCUUCUAGCUCUCUGGUAUUAAAGGAUGUCGGCCCACACAGCAUGAUGGCAGGAACACCAGCUAAAGUGAUAGGAUACGUCGAUGAGAAAGAUCCUUCUCUAACAAUGAAGCACGAUGCUACCAAAGAAUUCUUCGAGCAUGUAGCUGUGAGCUUUGUUGAGGGAAGACCCAAUGGAGGCUCUGCAACAGCGCAAAACUGAGAUGAGCAUGCUGGCGAUUUGGAAGGAAGAAGAGGAAGAAAUCUUUCUAUUGUAUACAGUAGACUGGUGUUUUACAAGAAGCAAUUGAACAAGGAGGCUCUGGACCAGCGAAACUGAGAUAAGUGAGCUCGCGAUUUGGAAGGCAGUAGAGGAAGAGAUGUUUUUAUUUUAUAAGGUAAUCUGUUGUUUUGCAACAGUUGUAUGAGUAGUUUGGAUUGAGCAAUUAGGAAAUGAGUAACUGAGAUUAUUAAUUCAUGUUUGGUCAUUACAAAUAUUUAAUUUCAUUCGUAGUCACUAACAUUAGCUAAACAUUCCAAGUUUAAUUUUUUUACAAAAGGUAAUCAUAUACAUAAAAUCAAAUAAAACGACUAGU